Messenger RNA from Hydra vulgaris (swiftwater hydra), 1011 nucleotides. RefSeq lists its product as uncharacterized. The record is from RefSeq and is a predicted model, not a curated record. Lineage: Eukaryota; Metazoa; Cnidaria; Hydrozoa; Anthoathecata; Hydridae. Gene Ontology annotation, molecular function: nucleic acid binding.
AUGACUUCAUCAAGUGGCUAUUGGAUGAACCUCUUGCGUGACAACAAUAAUGACACUUCCACAAAUGAUGCAGAAUCAACUGGCGAUGUAAGUCAAGCGCCAAUUUCAAGAAAGGGUGUUAAGAAGGGGACCAAGAGGGGCAAAUAUGAGAAAUCAACGCCAACAGUUCGCCGUCGAGUCAUUGCAGCUGCCGAAAACGGAGACGACUGGAUAUCGGUGGCGGUAGCCAAUGGAGUCAACCAGUCUACAGCGUACGCGUGGGUGAAGAAGGGCACCUGGAUCCAGAAACAUCGAGGCGGCAGGGUUCAACAGCGUGUCAAGAUUGAAGCUCACCACAAAGAAGCUCUCAUCCACAUGCUCGAAGAAAAUCCUCAGCUGACGUUAAAAGAAAUGACCGCCAAGUUGCUCGCAGACUUUGCUGUGAAUGUGGCGUCCCAGACCGUAGCUGGACAUUUGAAUGGCCGCAUGCUGUUCUCGCUAAAACAAAUUUAUCUGCAACCAGAUGCUGCUAAUUCGCUAACCAACAAACUCCUUCGUCGCGAGUUCCUUAAGAUACUUAUGCAGGCUACAGGCAUUGGAAAAUUUAUAGCGUACGUGGAUGAGAGCAAUGUAAACCUUUUUAAACGACGUACUCAUGGACGAGCCAAGGUGGGAAAUAGAGCUGUGGUGAGAUUGCCUUCCAGUAAAGGUGCCAAUGUGCACAUGAUAGGGGCCCUCACACAAAUGGGUUUGAUGAACUUCAUGUGUCGUCGAGGGAAUUACAAGAUGGCUCAAUGCAAUGAUUGGCUCAAGCAGCUGCUUCAGGGAAUUGUGGCACAAGGCAUUCUUUCUACGAUUAUCGUUGUGGUGAUCGACAACGCUCCAUGUCACGCGAGAGCCAACGAGGCCGUAAUGGAGUUCCAGGGUGCUACAAUCCUCCGUUUAGCCCCAUAUUCUCCGAUACUUAACCCCAUCGAGGCUGCGUGGUCUGUUAUUAAGUCGGAACUGAAGAAGAGAGAAGCGGCUUCAUAG